This is a messenger RNA of Parnassius mnemosyne (clouded apollo), 2301 nucleotides long. NCBI's taxonomy places the organism in Eukaryota, Metazoa, Arthropoda, Insecta, Lepidoptera, Papilionidae. The record is from the annotation of a GenBank genome assembly.
UUGAAGGACUCUCGUACUAAUAUGAAGCGCACAGAGCCAUCUUCACCCGGACCGAUACCAGGGGACAAUGGGAAAUAUAACAUGGAUUUCCAACGAGUGUCGGUCCACGGAAUACAUACAACCGGAGUGCCUCUGGAAGAGCUGUCAGCUGCAGCGUCUUUCUUAACAGAGGCUUUAGACCUACGUCGCCGCUACAUGGAAGUCUCCAACCAAUCUUUCCCACUCGAUCUCGCCAGCUUCCUUUCUGCUCACAAGACGUCCAGCAGUUCUCGCUACCACCUCUCUCCAAACAUCGUCAAAGCAAUGAAAGAAUGGGAUUAUGGCGCAGUCGACAUGUAUCUACAAAUGGCACCACCUUCUAACGAUAACCUGGCAUACCAGUUCGACGAUACACCGAGCAAGUGGUCUCCGAGCACGAUAUCCAUGGCUCACGAAAUGGCCAGUGCAGGCCCUGACAAAAUGUCAAGCAAUGUGAAGGUAUCUCUUGAGAGUCAAGAAGACACCGAGGCUAACUUACAGGAGAACCCAGACCCGUGGUCGUGUGUCGUACCUCCAGACAAGAAUUACGUAUACCGUUGGCAUAGCGGUGUGGUGCGCAUAUACCGCAACGAAAACGACGUGCAGGCGUCUCAAGCAAUGAACUAUCAAUGUGUACCCUUCAGCCAGUAUGUGGAGGACCUAAAUAAGCUAGGCGCGAUGAAUGUUAAUGGACCUUUAAAAUCAUUUUGUUUCCGGCGCCUGAGCUAUCUCUUCUCAAAAUUCAAGAUGCACGUGUUGCUCAAUGAGAUCCACGAGUUGGCGCUGCAGAAAGCCGUGCCUCACAGAGACUUCUAUAAUAUUAGGAAGGUGGACACACACAUCCACGCGGCAUCGUGUAUGACGCAGAAGCACUUGGUGCGGUUCAUGAAGCGAGCACUGCGGGAGCGUGCUGGUGAGCGAGUAGCGAUGCGCGGCGGCCGAGCACGCACGCUGCGCUCGCUGUUCCGAGACAUGCGCCUCGACGCGCACGACCUCAACGUGGACCUGCUCGACGUGCACGCGGAUCGCAACACGUUCCAUCGCUUCGACAAGUUCAACGCGAAGUAUAAUCCGGUGGGCGAAAGUGUGUUGCGUGAGGUGUUCCUCAAGACUGACAAUUAUAUGAACGGCGAGUAUUUUGCUACAAUAAUCAAGGAGGUGAUAGCGGAUUUGGCGGAUAGCAAGUACACGUACGUGGAGCCGCGCCUGUCUAUCUACUGCAAGCGUGCGGACGAGUGGAGCCGGCUGGCGAGCUGGGCCAUACGCCACGAGAUGCACUCGCCGCAUGUUCGGUGGCUGGUGCAGGUGCCCAGGCUCUACGAUAUAUACCGCAACAAGAGGCUGCUGAAGAACUUCCAGGAGUUCCUCAACAAUCUGUUCGAUCCGCUCUUCCAGGUGUCCAUUGAUCCCAGCACAAAUAUAGAGCUGCACAAGUUUCUCACGCACGUGAUCGGCUUCGAUAGCGUGGACGACGAGUCGAAGCCCGAGAACCCGUACCCAAACGAGACCAUGAAGCGGCCAGACAAGUGGGACGACGAGGAGAACCCGCCCUAUGCGUACUAUCUGUACUACAUGUACGCCAACAUGACCGUGCUCAAUCAGAUACGCAAGGAGCAGGGCCUUAACACGUUCGUACUGCGACCGCACUGCGGCGAGGCGGGACCGAAUGCACACCUCAGCGCCGGCUUCCUACUGGCGCAGAACAUAUCGCAUGGGCUCAUGCUGAGAAAGUUCCCGGUGCUGCAGUACUUGUACUACCUGGCGCAGAUCUACAUCGCGAUGUCGCCACUGAGCAACAACUCUCUUUUCUUGCGUUACCAUCGCAACCCGCUGCCGGAUUUCUUCGCACGGGGACUUUGCGUCACGCUUAGUACUGACGAUCCAUUACAAUUUCAUUAUACAAGGGAACCAUUGAUGGAGGAGUACAGUAUAGCGGCACAAGCGUGGAAGUUGAGUUCUUGCGACAUGUGCGAGCUGGCGCGCAACUCUGUGCUCAUGUCUGGGUUCCCGCACGAGAUGAAGCAGCGGUGGCUGGGCGCUGCGUACGCGCGGGCGGGCCCGGCGGGCAACGACAUGGCGCGCACCAACGUGCCCGCCGUGCGCCUCGCCUACAGGCACGAGACGCUGCUGCACGAGAUGCGCAACCUCUUCGCGGUUAGCGCACGCUUGCCUUCACUUUCAACACUUUUUAAAGUGAAUACUUCUUUAUGCCUCCUCUACACUACUCGCGAAGUAACUUUGACGAAGUGCUCAUCGACGUCGAUCGCAGUCCGAAGAACGUGA